This is a messenger RNA of Argentina anserina (silverweed cinquefoil), 1189 nucleotides long. RefSeq names its product vesicle-associated protein 2-1. NCBI's taxonomy places the organism in Eukaryota, Viridiplantae, Streptophyta, Magnoliopsida, Rosales, Rosaceae. Gene Ontology annotation, cellular component: plasma membrane; endoplasmic reticulum membrane. Gene Ontology annotation, biological process: endoplasmic reticulum membrane organization. The record is from RefSeq and is a predicted model, not a curated record. The transcript has 8 exons. The coding region runs from base 205 to 915 and encodes 236 amino acids.
UCCUCUCUUUCUGAGAGUUUUCCGGUAGUGUCGUGAAGAUCGCUCGGACUGACGCCCGUACUUGGUGGGCGGCCCAACCGCAGAAAUUGGACCGAGCAAUCCGUACUCUUCCACCAUGUGGUUUGUUGUCCUAGUCCGAAUGCCAGUGUUUUGAGAUUGUUCGCCGAAAAUAUACAAGUCCAAUCUUAGCCUUGGUUGGCCAUCAUGAGUGCCGGUGGCGGUAAUCAGUUGAUCUCUGUUCUUCCCGAGGAGCUCAGAUUUCAAUUUGAGCUGGAAAAACAAAGCUUUUGUGACCUUAAAGUCAUCAACAACACAGAAAACCAUAUCGCUUUCAAGGUUAAAACCACUUCCCCUAAGAAGUACUUUGUACGGCCCAACACUGGUGUUAUACAGGCUUGGAACUCAUGUGUCAUCAGAGUCACCCUCCAAGCACAACGAGAAUAUCCUCCAGACAUGCAGUGCAAAGAUAAAUUUCUCCUACAGAGUACGGUAGUGCCUCCAAAUUCUGAUGUUGAUGAACUUCCACAAGAUACUUUCACCAAGGAAAGUGGAAGGACAGUAGAGGAGUGCAAGCUUAAAGUUUUGUACAUGACUCCGGGUUCAGAUCAAGGAAAUGAAGACGGAGCUUCUAUGCAUGGUCUUGAUACCAAUUCUAAUCAGACUUUCCAGCGCCUGAAAGAAGAAAGAGAUUCAGCUGUUAGACAAACACAGACACUUCAACAAGAACUGGACAUACUGAAGAGGCGGAGAUACCGGAAAGGUGACCCAGGCUUUUCCUUCACCUUCGCAAUUUUUGUGGGGCUUAUUGGACUCAUGGUUGGCUUCCUCUUAAAUCUGUCAUUGUCUUCACCACCGAUAGAAGCUUCGCCGUCCACCGAAACUUCAUCAUUAAUCGAGUCAACAUUGAUGGAUUAAUGUUAGUCAGGUCAUAAGGAGAAAUCUGACAAACUUCAUUGUAUAAUCCCUUUGGGCGUUCUGGUUGAUGGAAAGCUUGCUUCACUUACAUACAUUUUUUUUCUUUUCUCUUUUGUAUAUCGAUAUGGUGCCCUUUAUGGCCAGUAGACACCCUUACAAUAGGACUUAUAAAUUUACAAGAAUGUGACUUCCUGCUUCAGUCCCCCUUUUGAAUUGUAAAGACUGUUGGAACCGAUUAUCAAGGUCCAGACUUAUAUAUAUGGAGUCUUUUAUC